AUGUUAUUAUUAGAUCUCACAUUUAAUAUUCUCGACAUAUUGCUUAAAACAGAUAAUACCAUUCAAUUGAUGCUUCAUUUAUUGCAAGAUGCAUUAAUUGUACUUAGUAUUAUUAUUAUUCUCAUUGCUUUCUCAUCAACAUUUGUCUUUCAAGCAGGCCUUAUUACUUUAUUGCUCAAAAAAUUUGCAUCAACAAUUAUUCUAUCUUUAAUAUAUCUUUUAUUAUCUGUACUUCUUCAUUUUUAUGAUAUGCGUCAACGUUGGACCACUACAAACCAAAGUAAAUGGUCAUUGACUUUUUUUAUAUUGUAUAUUUUGCAACGAAUCACAGCAAUAUUAUAUUAUUUCACAUAUAAAAGAACGAUAUUACUAUUAUCAAAUCCCAAAUAUCAUCAUGAUUCAGAAUGGAUUCGUGAACAAAUACGUCAAAAAAAUUAA
Molecule: messenger RNA, 438 nt
Organism: Brugia pahangi
Lineage: Eukaryota; Metazoa; Nematoda; Chromadorea; Rhabditida; Onchocercidae
Source: the annotation of a GenBank genome assembly